Molecule: messenger RNA, 4767 nt
Organism: Rattus rattus (black rat)
Lineage: Eukaryota; Metazoa; Chordata; Mammalia; Rodentia; Muridae
Gene: Sgcb
Product: sarcoglycan beta
Exons: 6
Coding region: 1139-2032 (297 amino acids)
Biological process (GO): muscle organ development
Cellular component (GO): sarcoglycan complex; sarcolemma
Source: RefSeq, a predicted model, not a curated record
AAGAAACAGGAGGAAGCAGCAGCAGCCACAGCAGCCUCAGAGGCACUGCCCUGAGGAUUAAGUUCAUCUCGUGUAUGGUGACGCUUUUGUUGGUUACCACAUCUUUCACUUCAUUUUUCCCUUCAUGUAUCUGUCUAGCCCACCCUCGCUUAUCUCCUCAUUACCUCAAACCUCCAUCAACAUAUCAGCAGGAGCCUGCUGACCUCUGUAAAGUGUUCACCUAGCAUUCAACAUGCUGAAACGCAUGUCCCGUGUGCUCAGAAACCUCCAGUGACUCCAAACAGAGCAUAAGAUUAGAAUAGAGUCUACACACCCUGCUGAGAACUGGCUCAACCCGGCUCCUCUUUCCACAUUUCUUCUCCGGUGUUGCCAUGUCUGACCCGCCCACUCCUCCCAUUUUCCUAACAACUCAGAGUGUCCCGGCUCUCCCGAACUCUGCAACAUGCCAUGCCUACACUACUGACUCGGGCACCCUGACAUAUAGAGUGCAUGUGCCAUGGAACUCACAGUGCAGGUCCAUAAUACCUACAAAAAAGGAUCAUGUCCUCCUUCUUAAGUUCCAACUUACUGUGACAGUGCUGAGCAUAACCGUCCUUAGUGCCGUCUACAAUAAGUGAAUCGUCUCAGAGCUCUGGGAAAAAAGAACACAAAACUUGGGCAGUAACCAUUCCUGCUGGUCCUUUUGUAUUUUUAUUACAUAACAUGAUUACUUAAUGUCACUUAUAGUCAAGGUCAGAAGUUCUCAAGUUUUUCUUUUUAAUCCCAGAUUCUACUUAUCCUCUUAACUAUCUGUUGGUAUUUAUCAUAAUUAGAAGUUAACCUGAGAAAUUAUGAAAACAAGGAAUGCUUGAGCAAAUACUUUAUCAGCUUUUAGAAUAAUUCUGUUAUUGUAAAUGGUCACACGGCCUCUGGAGAUACCAGCAUUCAUCCAAAAGAGUGGGAGAGUAAAACACAAAUCUUACUGUUGUUUUUAAAAACAUUUCUGACAUUUCAGACCCUGAAGAAUAUUCAGUUGACAUCCGUCCUAAACAUAUAUGCUCAUGAACCUGCCCCUGAGCACUUGGAAAAUUACUGAUCUAGAAUAAUGUAGGCUUUAAUCCGUUGAGUUCAAGGUUCCAACGGGCCAGUGAAGAAGUCCAUGCGGGAGAAGGCAGUGGAACGAAGGAACGUCAACAAAGAGCACAACAGCAACUUCAAAGCUGGGUACAUUCCCAUCGAUGAAGACCGGCUGCAUAAAACCGGGCUGAGAGGGAGAAAGGGCAACUUAGCCAUCUGCGUGAUUGUCCUCCUGUUUAUCCUGGCUGUCAUCAACCUGCUUAUUACACUUGUCAUCUGGGCCGUGAUUCGCAUUGGGCCAAAUGGCUGUGACAGCUUGGAGUUUCAUGAGAGCGGUCUGCUGCGAUUCAAGCAAGUGUCCGACAUGGGUGUCAUCCAUCCGCUUUAUAAGAGCACAGUGGGAGGAAGGCGGAAUGAAAACCUGGUCAUCACUGGCAACAACCAGCCGAUUGUUUUUCAGCAAGGGACAACCAAGCUGAGUGUUGAAAAGAACAAAACCUCCAUCACCAGCGACAUUGGAAUGCAAUUUUUUGACCCAAGGACACAAAAUAUCUUAUUCAGCACAGACUACGAGACUCAUGAGUUUCACCUGCCAAGUGGAGUGAAAAGUUUGAACGUUCAGAAAGCGUCAACUGAAAGGAUCACCAGCAACGCUACCAGUGACUUAAACAUCAAAGUCGAUGGGCGUGCAAUUGUGCGAGGCAAUGAAGGCGUGUUCAUCAUGGGCAAAACCAUUGAAUUUCACAUGCGAGGGGAUGUGGAACUGAAGGCUGAAAACAGCAUCAUCCUCAAUGGCACUGUGAUGGUCAGCCCAACACGUCUGCCCAGCUCCUCCGGCGGGGACCAGUCAGGCAGUGGUGACUGGGUGCGGUACAAGCUCUGCAUGUGUGCAGACGGCACACUCUUCAAAGUACAAGUAACAGGCCACAACAUGGGCUGCCAGGUCUCUGACAACCCUUGUGGAAACACCCAUUAGAAGGUGCAUCCGCAGGGCUCAGCGUGUUCAGAUCUAACUCGACCCUCCCCUUUUGAAGAAUGCAUGUGAGCCAUGUUUCUACAGUUUGCGUAACUUGUAAUUAUUUUAACUGGGAAACACCACUGUAUCUAUUAUGUGCUCUCCAUAUUUAAGGGGUUUUGAGUGCCUAAAUUCUAAUACAAUUUAGUAAGUUGCACUGAUACUCAAAGGACAGCUCUCUAAAAUAAUUAUGAGAAAUUAAUAAAAUCAAAAUUAAUCUUUGAAAUGUUUUUAACAUUCUACUAUCUCUUAUCCUAAAGGACAAAGGGCUGAAGCAGUUAAGACUCGCCAUCAGUAAGCCCUUGGUCAUUUCUCGUGGGGAGAGAUCCACUAGAGAUGUUUGGAGGGCACAGGGACACUGUUUGUGCUCUGUCUUUGGCUUUUAAAGGGGAAGGCACAACAGGUAUUUUAAUGCAUUAACCCAAAGCCACAUUUUCACAAACAAGUCAUUAAAGAGCUUUCCAUAUAUAAGUUUGUAAAAAGCUAUGUUUCCUUAGUUUUGCACUAAAGAAAAUACUGUCAGCUAUGUUUACUUGGAAUAAUGAUACAUGUAAGCUUUUAUAGUGUGUGGACAUUAGACACAAGCACGGUUCUCACUCCUGUGACAGUAGCUGUCAUCCCCAGGCCUCCUCUUGCCGAGCACUGUCCUGGGCACUGUACGCUGGACCUCUCUAUUCCGGCUGCACCUCUCUAAGCAAGUGCUUCACUCCCAGCUUUACUCAUCAGGAAACUGAAACGUCAGGGAGGUUCAGAAAAUUGACCCAUACUGUAUGGUAAAAGAUGGACUCAGGGUUAGAAGUCAAGUACAGUUCCAACCCAGGGGAACCUAUUCCAAGUAUGUUUCUGCCUUUUUUACAAUCUACACUGAAUUUUCAACUAUUUAAAACUCUCAAAGAAUGGGAAAAGCCAAAUCCUAAUUUACCUAACAGGUAAAAAUCUAGCUCGUGUGCUACUCUCUAGUUAAAAUAACAGUGCUAGCAAAACAUGACCAAUCACUGUCAGAUUUUAAACUAUUUUGAGCCAGUUCUAAGCUGUCAUUCAAUAAACCGGUCUCCUUGGUCUGCUUGACAUGUGAGAGCACCUGAAUGAGUGAUAGAGAAGCCAACACAUUUUUCCCUAAGCCCUGGGGAAGCUCAGUGGAAAGGGAGGAAGCUAGGCCUCAGUAGGCCCAGCUGUCCUGAUGUUAUUCCUCCAGUGUCCCAUACCGGCAUCACCCUUUAGAAGUACACUGUGCCUAGAAAUUAAUAUACAUGAGAAUAAAGGGUGCUAAUUCGGGAGACAAAGCAGGUCAUUUUAGCUAGGUAUAAAACUUUUAUCUCUGCUCCUCAUCUCAGUCUCAUUUUAAUUACUUACAGCCCCCAAGUCAGUUGAUUCUUAGCAUAGUUUAUACUUGAUUUGAAAGGAAUUUCUUGAUAUUACUAAGACACAUGGGAUGGGGGAUGAAGAGACAUAGCUCUAAAGUACAGUAGGGAGGUAUCCUGGGCCUAGCUACAGAGACAAGUGUUUGUAGUCUGUCAUGGCCACUUAGAACUGUGUGGAUAAGAAAUCAAUAUAUAAAACAAUUUGUAUUCAAUAUUGUCACAAUUCUGUCAAAUGGAAAAACUGAAUACCUUAUAGAUUGUGAACUCAGGCUAAGGUAAGAGUUGACUUGAGACCUGACACUAAGUGCAGAUUUUAGAUGUAAAGAAAGAGAGCAAUUUAUACCUCUGGAUAUAUUCAAGUAUUGUUUAAUAACUAAAUAAUGCUCAGAAAAAUCAUGCUUGGAAUUCUCAUUUCCAUGCUCAGUGUAUUUUUAAAUUAUACAUUUGUUACAUGUUCUAUUUAAAUUUGUUUUGAGAAUUUCUUUAAAUAAAUAUUUUUUACUAAAUCCACAGAACACUAUAUUACAAAGUAUUAUUUACUAAAUGCAAUUCAUUUUUUUAAAAAGUGUAUUUUUACAUGUCUGUGAGAAACACUUGUGUUUUGAUACAUCUCCAUUGAGCACUUUGUAGUUUGAGAAUAUCCUGAUGCUUUGUAAAACUCGUGCUUACUAAGUAUGGUAUUUUAGACCACACUGUGGUAAACCCACUGACACACUGACUUGGAAACUCUGCCCAAGCCAAGCUUGGCGUACAGGGAAGCCGCACUGUUAAAUAGGGCCACCAGGGGGCAUAUUCCUUCUCAUGCGUUCAUCUGUUUUGAACGUACCACACUGAGAGGACUUACUGCAGGCCUCUGGAAGGUAGAUGCAGGAGGAACCCAGGGAGGAAAACAAACACACAUUUAAAGUAAGGACAGUAUUCUAGAGAUGAAUAUCAAUGCAAAGAGAUAGAAAAAAAUAAAAGUAAGAUUCGUUCUGGAUUGUCCAGUGGGGGGAGGGCAUCCACAACACAAAGCAAGAGCUACCUGCCAACGUCAGCAGUCUUUUAAUCACUUUAUUGGCAAUCUUUUUGCAUUGCAACAGGAGCAAAGUAAACUUUGUGUGCUAGUUUUGAUGAUGAAAGGUAGAAUUUCUACCUGGUUUUGAUGAGUGUUUUUAUAAAGGGGUUAUAAUUACUGUGUUAAACUUAAUGAAGAGGAGACCAUUGAAGUGCUGGUCAUUAUAAUCUUUCGAAUGACAUCAAGAGGGACAAAGUUUACAAGUUAUGCCACACAAAAAAUAUACCUAUGUAUUUCUGAUUGAUGACCUCUGUUUACAAUAAAAUGCUGAGAACUUG